AGAUUCAAAAAAAUUAACUUACUUUACAGUAAGGAAAAAUUAGAUUUUUAAUUCCAAAUUUACAGUAAAAACAUAACAUUUUAUAAAACUAAACAAUUGACAUAAUAGUAUAAAAAUAUUAAAAAAAAAUUAAAAUACUAUCCGCGCGUAGCGCGGACAAGGACCUAGUUCUGAAUAAACGUAAUUUAGAUAAGUUAAUAAUUAAAACAAGUUUAAAAAUACGCAAUUGACGAUUCAGGAGGUAACGAAUUUAAAGAUUCAGAAGAAUUAUUUUUUUAAAAUUUAUUUAACAUCGUUGUUAUACGAUGAAGUCAAGAUUUUAAGUUUUAGGGCUCUGUUUCUGUCUUCUGUUUCUCUAUAGAAACCACAUCUGCCACUAUCGGCACAACGUUUCAGGCGACGCCAGUGAAGACCUUUGGAUCAAGAACAACAAAUGAAAAGGAGAAACGUAAACGAAGAUCAACCUGAGAGUUGGCUUCUUUCCUCAAAGAAAGGGAUGCAAGAAUCGAGAGUACGUCACAAGUUUCUUAUGAUAAACUACAAUCUUGUCCUUGCUUGCAGUUGUUAAUGUUGGUUUGGUGAUUCUUGGAUCUGUUUGGUUUACGUUUAAAGUGAUUCGAGUAUAUAUGCGUGUGUGUGUGUGUGUUCAAGGCUUGUGAUCUUGUGACUGUUGUCUGUUGUCAUCUUGAUUCUCUUCCUCUUCUUUGUAUUGUUUCACGACUCGUUAGGGUUGUUGAUUAUGAGAGUUGUGCGGUCUAUGUAUAGGAGACGUGUGAGAUAUGUGGAAGUGUGGGCAUUGCUGGUUUGAUGAUGGUAUGCUUCAAGUGCAGAGAUACUCGCGAGCAUACGUAAGUAAUGAUCUUGGUCUAGAUUUAUCAUCCUUACUUUUACUCUUGCAAGUCAAGGAUUUUCUGAUUGCUUCAUGGCUGUUCUGUUUUUGUGUGUUUCAGUUAUUGCGCAAAGGUAUUUGUACCAUGUGUCCCUCACAUUUGGAUAUGUGAAGCGUGCCGUUCAUCAUCUCGCGUAUUGCUCAUACCUGGUGUUGCUGAGCAUCAUAUGGAACUAGAAACCACUCGUGUUGAGCCUUCCUUAGAGUCAAACAACUCUCUCAGCUCCAGAGUAGAUGAUCAUGAUGAGACUGCUAAAGUAAGAACUAUUGAUAUGGAAGAAGUUGUAGCCACAUCAGUGAUUCAUCAGCCUUUGCAGCCACAUACAAGUCCACUAGGUGGUGAAGCUCAUCUCUAUUUUUCUCUCACAUUUUUUGUAUAGUGGCUUACCACUAUUGCUAACUACUGGCCUUUGAUUUGCAUGUUAAUCAAAGUGCUUAAAGGAGUGUUAUUGAGGUUCCAAUUUUGUUUAUGCAGCUAAAGAAACUUCCUCGGUACUCAAUGACUCAUCUCAAGACAACGAGCAGCAUCAACCAAAAAAACGCAAGACGUUUCAGUUGAUGGGCAUACAGAUCACUCUCUGAUCUCCCUUCUCUUGAUCAAAUCUUUCACAGGAGUGCCUCACCUAAGUGUAAAUCAAGAAACGGUUCAGUUGAUAGGUAUAUAAUAAUAAACGAUCAGUACAUAGGUCUUGACGUCUUGUGUGUAAGUAUAUUUCAUCCAUUUGACUAUGUUUUGUUCCUUGGAUCACAAGUUACUACCAAAAAGUGAGAUUCCAUUUUCUUUGAUUAUGAUUUUGAGCUACACUCUACUCAACGUAUAUAUUAUUAUAUUCUAGUCUUCUUAACUUACCUCUCUGUGUGUCCUAUACUCCGUGAAGCAAAAUGACUGAUGAGAAAGACUAUUGAUUUUAAAGUUGUUUUGUUACAAAGAAAGAUGAUAGAGGCAGGCUUUCGCGACUACAGAUUUCACUCAUCAAUAGAUGUUACCAAAUAUAGUAACCUACGUCUGCCUUUGUCAAGGAUUGAGGGGACCAGUCGGUGAACCCACUCUUAAAUGAACUCCAUUUGCAAUUUUGAUACUCCUUCAGCUUUUUAUUUAUUUGGCUUAACUAACAAAACUAAAAACUACAUUUGAGUUUUAGAGUUGUGCACAUCGAUUGAAAAAAAAAUAUUUUUUAAAAAAAAUAUUUUUUUCUAAACAAAAACAUCAUUAACUAUUUAAGUAAUCCCAUUUCAAUUACAAAAAAAUAAACUAAAUAAUUUAAAGAGCCAUUAGCACUAAAAGUUUAUUAAUUUUACUAAAAACUAAAAAUGUCAUCUUAUUUAAAAAAAUACUUUAAAACGUCAAUGGAUGAAGUAUUUAUCUAAUAGAAUAUUUAUACACGUUACAUAAAUGUUCAUAUGUAAAUUACAAUAUUGAUAUUUUUGUUUUUUCAUCCAUUUUGAGUAAAAGUUAAAAUGCCACAAUUACAAACAAAUGAGAUAAAAUAGGAUAAUUCGCGAAUCAAGGAUAAGCCAUAAAAUAUGUUGAAUUAAUAUAGUACUACCAUAUUUAAUAGUUUUCUCUUAUAUAAUAGUCGAGCCAGAAACAUAGAAAGACAAUUAAAUUGUACUGAAUGGUCAAAAUUUACAAGCCAUAGAAUAUGUUGAACUAAAAUAGUAAUACCAUAUUUGAUAGUUUUCUCUUAUAUAACUACGAAAAAUUAAUUGACGCGCUUAUGUAAAAAUUUAUUUCAGUAAUUUGGUUUGAAUAAUGUAUUUUCUGACUGAUAAUAAUAGUCGAACCCAAAAACAUAUAAAGACAAUUAAAUUGUACUGAAUGGUCAAAAUUUACAAGCCAUAGAAUAUGUUGAACUAAAAUAGUAAUACCAUAUUUGAUAGUUUUCUCUUAUAUAACUCCGAAAAACUUAAUUGACGCGCUCGUGUAAAUAUUUAUUUCAGUAAUUUGGUUUGAAUAAUGUAUUUUCCGACUGAUAAUAAUAGUCGAACCCAAAAACAUAUAAAGACAAUUAAAUUGUACUGAAUGGUCAAAAUCUACAAGCCAUAGAAUAUGUUGAACUAAAAAAGUAAUACCAUAUUUGAUAGUUUUCUCAUUAUAUAACUCCAAAAAGCUUAAUUGAGGCGUUCAUGUAAAAAUUUAUUUCAGUAAUUUGGUUUAAAUAAUGUAUUUUCCGACUGAUAAUAAUAGUCGAACCGAAAAACAUAGAAAGACAAUUAAAUUAUACUGGAUGGUCAAAAUUUACAAGCCAUAGAAUAUGCUGAACCAAGAUAGUAAUACCAUAUUUGAUAGCUUUCUCUUAUAUAACUCUGAAAAAAUUAAUUGACGCGUUCAUGUAAAAAUUUAUUUCAGUAAUUUGGUUUGAAUAUUAUAUUUUCCGACCGAUAAUAAUAGUCGAGCCCAAAAACAUAGAAUGACAAUUAAAUUGUACUGAAUGGUCAAAAUUUACAAGCCAUAUAAUACGUUGAACUAAAAUAGUAAUACCAUAUUUGAUAGUUUUCUUUUAUAUAACUACGAAAAAUUAAUUGACGCGCUCAUGUAAAAAUUUAUUUCAGUAAUUUGGUUUGAAUAAUGUAUUUUCCGACUGAUAAUAAUAGUUGAGCUCAAAAACAUAUAAAGACAAUUAAAUUGUACUGAAUGGUCAAAAUUUACAAGCCAUAGAAUAUGUUGAACUAAAAUAGUAAUACCAUAUUUGAUAGUUUUCUCUUAUAUAACUACGAAAAAUUAAUUGGCGCACUCAUGUAAAAUUUUAUUUCAGUAAUUUAGUUUGAAUUAUAUAUUUUCCGACUCAUAUUUAUAGUCAAACCCAAAAAUAUAGAAAGACAAUUAAACUGUACUAAAUGGUCAAAAUUUACAAACAAAUGAGAUAAAAUAUGAUAAUUUGUGAAUUAAAUAUAAAUCAUAAAAUAUGUUGAACUAAAAGAGUAAUACCAUAUAUAAUAUUUUUCUCAUAUAUAUAACUCCGAAGAAAGUUUAAUUGAUGGGCUCAUGUAAAAAUUUACUUACGUAGUUUUGGUUUGAAUUAUGUAUUUUUGACUGAUAAUAAUAAUCGAACCAGAAAACAUAGAAAGAAAAUUAAAUCGUACGUCAAAAUUUAAAAACAAAUGAGAUAAAUAGGAUAAUUUGUGAAUUAAGUAUAAUCCAUAAAAUAUGUUGAUCUAAAAUAGUAAUACCAUAUUUAAUAGUUUUGUCUUAUAUAACUUCGAAAAAAUUAAGUUGACGCGCUCAUAUAAAAAUUUAUUUCCAUAAUUUUGGUUUGAAUUAUGUAUUUUCUGACUGAUAAUAAUAGUUGAACCCAAAACAUAGAAAGACAAUUAAACUGCGAUGAAUGGUCAAAAUUUAAAAAUAAAUGGGACAAAAUAUAAAAAUUUGUAAAUUAAGUAUAAACCAUAAAAUAUGUUGAACUAAAAGAGUAAUACACUAUUUAAUAGUUUUCUCUUAUAUAACUCAGAAAAAGCUUAUUCGAUGCGUUCAUGUAAGAAUUUGUUUCCAUAAUUUUUUUUUGUUUCUGUGUUUUCCGAUCGAUAAUAAUAGCAUAACCCGAAAACAUAGAAAGACAGUUAAAAUUGUAGGAAUAGUCAAAAUUUAUUGACAUAGAAAAAAAAAAGUUGAUUCUCAUUCUUCAUAAGAGACAAUUCCUUAAAUAUCACCUCAUGUAUAGAUUUGCAAUUAUCAAAAGUUUAUGGGCAUUUUUCUUCAGUUAAAGACAAAAAGUAACAAAAUUGCCCGAAAGUAAAAACUACUGAACAACUUGGCGACGAGUAAAAGAUGAACUUUUAGUAAUACUUGAUACAAUACGAGGGGUAGUUGUGUAUUUAAAUGAAAGCUAAGGACUAUUAAUGAAAUUUAUUCUUUCUUUAAUAAUAAUAUUGUCGUCUUCUUUGUUUCCCACUUUCCCCCUCUCUCUCACUAACAUUACCUCCCCACACCACACCACACCACACCACACCAGUCCACUUUCUCUCUCUCUCUACAAUCUCUCUUUUCUCAUUUCAACGUUAAACACUCUCUCCCUUCGCUUCUGAGUUUCACGGUAACGAAUCUGAACCGUUUCGUAUGUAAAGUCUCAAUCUUUGCCAUCGUUUUACUCUGCUUUUCGUAGUGGGUUUCCUCUGAGCUUUGUUUAGUUUUGUUUAAUCUCUUUCUUCUUUCUCUUCAUGUUCCGUACAACGCAAGCAACCACAAGUUAAAGAUGUUUUUUUUUUCUGAAACAAAGAGAAAUUGGCUGAUUCUGUUACUCCUCUGUAUCUGCACUUCUCGUCACUCGUAAACUGACAAUGUGGGUUUCGUUUAGGGUUUUGUAGGUUUCUUCUGAAUCCAAAUCAGGUUGAGAAUAAGGAAGAAAGGCGUCGACUUGGUGAGACCCUCUUUGUUGUUAUUACAUUGCCUUGUUCGUUAUGUGGAAGAAAGAACCAAAACCCAAGCCUUUCAAAACUAGGGUUUUUGUGUCUUCUCUGAUUCGUUCUGUGGAUAGAUUCUAUAACGUUUUGGUGGAAAGGUUAGAUUUUGUGAACAUGGGUUCAAUAAAAUAGUCUUGGCCUAACUUUUGUCACUGCCGUUUUAACCCUCUUUAGAGCUGAGUUUGGUACGUAGCUGCUCUCUCUUAUUGAAUUAGAUUCUAGGGUUUUGGUUUCUUGUCUUCUCUGGUUUGGUAGAAAGUUUAGAUUUUGUGACAUGGGUUUCAUAGAUAGUGUUGGUUUAUAGAAGGUUUCUGAAUCAGAUGAUGCUUUAGCUCCCUCGAGAGUUGAGUUUCAAUACGAUUAUAACUCUCUAGAUUCUUGGUUUUAACUAGUGUUUUGGUUGGGGUUUCGUUUUUCUCUUUGUGGCAGGUUGCUAGUUUAACUUUGGUUGUUCUUGUGUUUGGGUUUGGUUUUAACUUGUUUUUUGGUGCUUUUGAUGGUUUCUUGUCUUCUCUGAUUCGCCCUGUGCAUAGUUUUUGGUGGAAAGGUUAGAUUUUGUGACAUGGGUUCAUUAAUAGUGUUGGCCUAACUUUUGUCUCUGCCGUUUUAAACCCCUUUAGAGCUGAGUUCCGUAGUAGCAGGACGAUUAUAACUCUCUCUUAUUGAAUUAGAUUCUAGGGUUUUGGUUUCUUUGUUUUGGUAGAAAGUUUAGAUUUUGUGACAUGGGUUUCAUAGAUAGUGUUGGCUUAUAGAAGGUUUCUGAAGUAGAUGAUGUUUUAGCUCCCUUGAGAGUUGAGUUUCAAUACUAUUAUUAUAACUCUCUAGAUUCUUUUGGUUUUGACUAGUUUUUGUUUUUUUUUUGUGGCAGGUUGCUGGUUUUGUAAGCAAUGAGUCCUGGUCAAGGCAAACUACCUUCAGAUUCGAUCAAAGUGGUCCCUGGAAGGAGUAAACUGAGGGUUGAAUCUUCAAACCCGGUUGCUAGAGGGAAUCCUAUACCUAGACCUUCAAAGGUGAAGUGUAUCGCUCCAGAGGAAGUUAUAAAACUACAUUCUGGUGUCAGUAAAGUGCCUCUUCCUCCAGCUUCUGUGUCAUCAAGACCUUAUAAGCCUGCUCGUCGAGCUUUUGAAUCACAAAGACCUAAGCCUACUCGUGCAGCUUUUGAAUCACAAAGACGUGAGCCUGUUCGUCCAUCUUUUGAAUCAUCAAGACCACCUAAGCCUUUUCCUGCAAUUUUUGAAUCACAAAGACCUAAGCCUGCUCUUGCUACUUUUGAAGCACCGAGACAUGUCCCGGCUCGUCCAAUUUUUAAACCACCAAGACCUGUCCCACCUCGUCCCACUUAUGAACCACCAAGACCUGUCCCUGCCCGUCCUGCACCAGGUUUGAGAAAAGAAAUUGUUUGCGGUCUUCGAGCUGCUUCGAGUAUGAAUCCAACAACAGUGAGACAGAGAACCAAUCCAACAAGUCCCUCACAACCUAGGACGGUUGAGCUUCCUCCUAGUCUACGUGCUUUUCAGAUUCCUUCAAGAGUUCGACAACAAGAUACUACUGAUGCAACAAUACAUACAAUACAAGAGACAGUUGUGGAAGCUGGUGAUAAAGAUAAAGAUCAUGGUUCCAAGGAGACAUGUCGAUCAACAUCUAAAGAAAGGAUCUCAGAGUUGCUUCUAUAUCGACCAGCUUUGCUCCCUACUUGGAAGGGACGCAUGGUGGAUUCCACCACGCUUUUUCCGGAGUUCGACUGCCAGUUUUGGGCUAAUCCACCAUCCAACAUCAGCAGGAAAGCACUGAGACUCUCAAUGGCGAUGCCUAUAUUUCUUGAGGUGGAACUGGUUCCUAUAGGCCGUAUUCUGAAUAAUGUGUUGUUUGGUAGAAUCCCAAAGCUAUCAGAUGUGGAAUUAUACUUUUUCUUAGAUGAGAAGGAAACAGUAAGGUCUAAACGGGAACGUGCUCAUCUAUUUGAGACCAUGGCGACUCGCAAGGCUAUGAUCAAAGCUAGUGUAAACGGCACAGAGUUGUUGAUAUUCUCCUCAACACUACUGGACAAGACCUCCCAGUUUUUCAUCAAGAAGCAGACCAAAACAGAAAACUAUCUUUGGGGUUUCUUCCUCCAUAACAAAAACUCACAAGCACAUGUUCCAGGAACUUCUCAUCACCUUGAUGAUGGCAAUGUUGUUGACAUGGACAUAGACCCUGAAGACCAGAAGACUCUAGGGCUAACUCUCCAGCCAAUUGCAGUAUCACAAAGCACUUCCUCAAGUCUACCUCCUGGUUUUAGGAUGAUAUGGACACCAACCUCCUCAAGGCCUUGUUGAUCUUCUGGAGAAAGACCGUAUUGGAGUUAGAUAAACAUCUUCAGGUUUGAAGUAUAGUCACGGUGAAGCAGCUAGCUUAGAUAGAGAAGUACAUAUCUCGGUUUAGCAAUUUGACCAUUUAAGAGAAAUUUUGACAGAUCUUUUUGAGUGUUUGUUGGAACCACAGACUCUUCUUUUGUGAAGACAAUAUUAAAAUGUUUGUAACCAAACUUUAACCAGAGAUCUUAAAGAACAUCAUUGACUUUG
Molecule: messenger RNA, 7848 nt
Organism: Brassica rapa (field mustard)
Lineage: Eukaryota; Viridiplantae; Streptophyta; Magnoliopsida; Brassicales; Brassicaceae
Biological process (GO): negative regulation of transcription elongation by RNA polymerase II
Molecular function (GO): histone reader activity
Source: RefSeq, a predicted model, not a curated record